AUGGCCACUGCUCUUCUACCAAAUGAUGGUUUCUACACAAAUACCGAUGAUAAGUCUCUGGAAAUAUUCUCACUUAUUUGGCUCUAUGAAAAUGUAGUCGUUAAAGACACUCGAGAUACAGAAGUAAGAUUACGUUCCAUUAUUAAUCAUAUCAAGAAAUUUCAAGAUAUAAAACAAUGUCAACAAUAUAUUGAACAAACAUCACAAAAAGAUCGAUUAGUAAUUAUAGUUAGUGGUAGCUUAGGACAAGAAAUAGUACCCUUCAUUCAUCAACUUCGACAAGUUAUAUCAAUUUAUGUUUAUUGUAUGGAUAAGAAGAGUAAUGAACAAUGGACUUGCAAAUUUUCCAAAAUAAAAUCUGUUGUUGUUAAUCUUGAUGAACUUGUAUCUCAAAUUACGACAGAUCAUAAAAUUCAGAAAAAGGUAGAAGAACCAUUCUCAAUUUAUACUUUUACAACAAGUGUUGGUGCGGGGAAGUCAACAACAGGAGUUAAUGGACAAUUUGUUUUUUCUCAAAUUCUCGUUGACUGUCUUCUACAAUUAAAAUCAACUGAAGUAGACAAAAAUGAACUUAUUAAUCUUUGUGUAAAUGAAUAUGAAGGAAAUCAUACCGAGCUAAACAAUCUGCGUGAAUUUCAACAAGAUUAUUCGCCGGAUAAAGUGUUAUGGUGGUACACAAAAGAAUCAUUCUUCUACAAGAUUCUUAAUGCAGCUUUACGUACACAAAAUAUCCAUAUGAUAUUUUUAUUUCGAUCAUUUAUUUAUGAUAUUUAUCGUGAAUUGCAAAAAUAUCAAUCUAACCAUCCUUUGCAAGUUUAUCGAAGUCAACUAAUGUCGAUCGAUGAGUUAAAUGGUCUUAAAAAUAAUAUUGGUCAGUUCAUUUCUAUAAAUUCAAUGUUUUCCACUAGUAAACAACGUACAACAGCUCUCUUCCUCCUUGGUGAUAUAACUACAAAGACUGAUUUAGAACGAGUAUUAUUUGAAAUUGAUGCUGAUCCUAAGAUAGUCACUACAAAACCAUUUGCUGAUAUUAGUGAACAUAGUGAUUUCCCAGAUGAAUCAGAAGUUCUCUUUAUGAUCGGUUCUAUUUUUCGUCUUGGUAAUAUUGAUCGUAAUGAUGAUCAAAUAUGGAUCAUUAAAAUGACUUUAUGUAAUGAUGACGAACAUGAUUUAAAACAAGUUCUUAUGUAUAUGAAACAACAAAUCAAAAGUGGUGAAAUGAAUUUUCGAAUAUUAGGGAAUGUAUUAUGGGAAAUGGGUAAAUUUGAUUUGGCUGAAAAAUAUUUUACUCGUUCGUUGCAACAACUUCCAUCGAAUGAUUCAUUACAUAUCAGUUUAUAUGAAGACCUUGGUAAACUCACAUCACAGAAAGGGGACUAUGAUAUGAGUGUUCAAUGGCGUCAAAAAUUACUUACAUUCAAAGAGAAAAAUCCAUCAGCUACUAAUGUUAAUGUUAAUAAAACAAACAAUUCGAUCGAACAAACAAUUCCUGUCAAUCACAUUAAUAUCAACACAAAAUGGAAACAACAUGGAGUUACUGUCGCUGGAGGAAAUGGACAAGGCAAUCAGUUAAAUCAACUCUGUUGUCCUCAUGCUGUCUAUGUUGAUGAUGGCCAUCAAACCAUUUAUAUUGCUGAUUGGUUGAAUCACCGUAUUGUUGCAUGGAAAUAUGGAGCAAAGAAUGGUCAAGUUGUUGCAGGUGCAAAUGGAGAGGGAAAUCGAACUGAUCAAUUGAGUCAUCCAAUAAACGUGAUUGUUGAUAAAAUAAAUGAUUCUUUCAUCAUUUGUGAUAGAGGAAACAGACGAGUGGUACGAUGGCCUCGUCAAAAUGGUAAAAAUGGAGAAACAAUCAUUUCUGACAUUGAUUGCCGAGGUCUAACAAUGGAUAGCAAUGGAAAUCUUUAUGUCUCUGACACAAAGAAGAAUGAAGUGAGAUGUUGGGAACAAGGAGAAAGAGAAGGAACAAUAGUAGCAGGUGGAAAUGGAAUAGGAGAUCAUCUCGAUCAACUCAAUUGGCCUACUUAUAUCUUCGUUGAUGAAGAUUAUUCAGUUUAUGUGUCGGAUUCUGAGAAUCAUCGCGUGAUGAAAUGGAUGAAAGGUGCAAAAAAAGGUAUUGUUGUUGCUGGUGGAAAAUUUGAAGGGAAUCGUUUAACACUAUUGUCUGAACCUCAAGGAGUGAUUGUCGAUCAUUUGGGUAAUGUUUAUGUGGCUGACUGGAACAAUCAUCGAAUAAUGCGUUGGUGUGAAGGAUCUAAGGAAGGUAAUAUUGUUGUUGGUCGAAAUAAAAAAGGAAAGCAAACAAAUCAGUUCAAUGGUCCCACAGGUUUAUCAUUCGAUGUUCAAGGUAAUCUCUAUGUGGUCGAUUGGUGUAAUCAUCGAAUACAAAAAUUUGAUAUUGAUUUGAAUUAA
This is a messenger RNA of Adineta steineri, 2409 nucleotides long. Lineage: Eukaryota; Metazoa; Rotifera; Eurotatoria; Adinetida; Adinetidae. The record is from the annotation of a GenBank genome assembly.